CGGGGCUUCGUUUUUGGCUGAGCCUUUAAUACCGUUGAACAGAAUCAGGACAUCUCCUCGAUUCUAUAUAGAGAUCUGGUUUACACAGAGAACCAUGGUGCCAGCAGAAGAUGGGUUCACCAAAUCAAGGGACACUCUUCCUCUUCCACAGGACCAGACUCAUUCAACAGAACGAGGACAGUCACGGUUCAAACAGAGACAGCAAGCGUCUCCUGUCCAUGCUCGCAAAUUGGGGAUGACCAGGAGGUUGAAAGACAAGAAGGGUUUCAAGGAUGAUGAGAGCCCAGAGGAAAGAGAGAAAAGACACAAAGAACAGGAGUUAAAACCCUUGUAUAAAGAAUUGCUGUACACCAUCAUCCACAGACUAGGCAAACCAGUUAUCAAGGAGGUGUUUGACAGCAGUCAGCUCUAUCAGUUCAUUAGGGAGGCUUUCUCCCUGACAGAGGAAGAACACUUGAACUUGUUGGACAAAGUGCAGGCCAUGGAGUCUCCAGUGUACUGUCUGAUGGUCACUGUGAAGGAAGCCAAGGGGAUUCUGGGAAAAGACAUCAGUGGCUUCAGUGACCCAUACUGCCUGCUUACCAUCAUGCAUGAGAAAAAGGAUAGCACCAAGAGCAUUUCACAACUGAAACCCAGGAAAGCAGUGGUGAAAGAUGCGGUGCCAGCUGAAGAGAUCUACCAGACUGAUGUCAAGAAGCAGACUCUCAACCCCAUUUGGAACCAAACUUUCAUACUGGAAUUUGAGGAGCCUAAACAUGCCAACUUCCAUAUGGAAAUGUGGGAUAAGGAUGAGGAUGUGUCGCUGGGACAGAAGCUUGAGGAGAUCAGAACCAACUUUCAGGGAAUUAGGAGGAUGAUCAAAGAUGCAAAGAAGGAGAAGGGCCAGGAUGAUUUCCUGGGAAAUGUUGUGCUCAGGCUGCAGGACCUGCAUUGUACAGAGGACUGUUGGUACACUCUAGAGCCUCGGACAGAAACCUACCCUGACAGAGGAAAAUGUCAUCUGCAGCUAAAGUUCAUCCACAAAGAGAGAGAUGGGACACUUAGCGCUGGCCGAAAUGCUUAUGUCAACUACUGUGGGAUCCUGCAGCAGUUUGUCCAGGCCCACAUCUCCAAGCAGCAGGGUAAUGGAACCUGGAAGGGGGAGCUUAGUGGGGAGGGACAGACUCUACUGGAGCUGUAUGCUACUCAAAAUGACCUUUCUCCCUUCCUGCAAGACCUGGCGAAGUGGGUGGUUUAUAGUAAACUGUACCAGAGUUUGGAGCUGGACUCCACUGUACUGUUCCAGCAGCUCACGAGUAUUGAGUACCACUGGGACCAGCAGGAGCUCCCCUAUCAGCAGAAACAGGAACUGGGGGACUCGCUGCAUGGCUUCCUACAAUACGGCUUGUGUCUGGUGUCCAAAUACAGAGACAUCUUCCCCCCAACUCCCCGUGCUACCCCACGUCUGCACACACUGCUCAGGGUUCUGGUCCAGAUUUGCAAGACGAGGGCAUUUCAGAAGCUGAAUCCAGCCCAAUUUGACCUGCAUGUGGAGGUCACUGAUGCUGUGGCGGUGGGCACGCAGGAGUGGUUCAACAUUAAAAAGGGCCUGCACCAGCCUAUGAAGAAGGAUAUGCCAGAUACAGUGGGUGCCCUUUCCACUCUAAUACAGGAGGUGCAAGAGGACAUACGGCUUAGCAAGGAUGUAUGGAACAAGGUGUUUGUCAGUGCUGUGCAACUGGAUGUGUUCACGGUAGUCUACUAUGAGUUCGACUCUCUGGUGGCAGCGGAGGUGAGGGGCACCCUGGGCCAGUUGGAGAACCAGAUGGACCAGGCACCGGCGAACAGCCUGUUCCCUCUGUACCUCAGUCUGCAGGCCAUUCACAAGGAAAAGGCUUUCCUGCAAAAGAGGGGGAAGAUACUGGAGCUGACAGGCAUCCAUGAGUGUUUCCGUGAGGCUCUUCCCUACUGGCUGAACAAGGCCUAUAACACCACCUUGGAGAGGGUGCAGAGGGCAGUGCAGGUGGACCAGCUGCAGCCCCUGCUGGAUGACACAGUACCCAUCAAGCACAGCUCGUCUGCAGUGGACCUGGUUGCCUGCCUGCAGCCCAUCUGCCAGCUGUGGGAACAGCUGAGCUGGCCUGACCCUGAGGAGGGGUUCAUGCUCAUGGUCAAACUCACAGAGGACAUUUGUAAGAUUGCAGUGACAUACUGCCAAUUGCUGAAGCAACGGGUGCAGACGCUGUCUGAAAAUUCAGAUCCUGGCACUGCUGUGAACAUGCUGUGUGUGGUGGUUAAUGAUCUGGAACACCUUCGCUCCGUGCUGACCAAACUGCCGCAGCAGCUGAAAUGGGCGGGGCUGCGUGAGAGCACGCGUGAUGUAAUCGGAGAGGUCCAGUUCCACAACACUUUACCCUCUCAACUCCUGCACACGCAGGGCGUCCUGACCCGGGAGAUCCGUUCGGCUUUGGAGACCCUGGGAAAGAAGCUGCGUGCAGACAUUGAGAAGUAUGUGCUGAACAUGGCCACUCGACGGAGGUUCUCCAGCAGGUCCACUGAGGACGCGGUGGUUCCUUUAAUGCGGUAUCUGGAGAAAGAGCUGAAGUACAUGAAUGAGAACCUGGUCCAGGAGAAUUUCAACAGUCUAUUGGCUCCACUGUGGACUAACUCUGUGCAGAUCCUGAAUCAAGUGUCACAGCAGCAGAGCGGGGUGAUGGAGUUCUACCAGAGACUGCACUACACACUGCAGUGCUUGGAGCAGUGCUUUCAUGCUGAAGGGAAUGGCCUGCCACUGGAAACCCUCCACACCGAUGAGUAUAAGAAGCUGAAAGCUAACUUGACCCAAAACUCCCUGAGCAGCCAGCAGCUGAUUGAGAAGUUCCUGGAGAGAAAGGUGUGGGAGCAGAAGGUGCACAGUGGAGAGAAGUAUGGGGCAGUCACCCUGAUCAGCUCCUACAACAGGUCAGACCAGCGGCUGCACAUUGAAGUCCUCAACGCUGUCAACCUUCUGCCCAUGGACUCCAAUGGCUUGAGUGACCCGUUUGUCCAGCUCUCGUUGGAGCCACGGCACCUGUUCCCUGAGGUGGAACCCCGCAGCACACAGAUCAAGAAAUGCGACCUCAACCCACUUUUCGAGGAGUCCUUUGAAUUCUUGGUGUCAGUGGAGCAGUGCCACGCCGCGGGAGCGUCCCUCGUGGUGACGGUGCUGGAUUAUGACACACUCCGCAGCGAUGACUUUGAGGGCGAGGCCUUCCUGUCCCUGAGAGCCGUGCCGGGGGUCGGCAGCAAAGGAUCUCAGGACCAACAGCAGGCCGUCUCCUCAGCUCAGAUCCGGCUGCCACUCAUGCAUCCUAAGCCCAAUGAGGAUGGCAUCCUGAAGCUUCUGGAGGCCAGGAGAGACGACCGGGAGGCACAGGCCUUCGUCAAGAUGCGCAGACAGAAAGAGAAGAUGUCUCAAGAGGUGUGACUGAGGCAAGAUGAAGGCAGGACAAACACUUCAAAUCAGGGCAUUGUUCGUUGCUACUGCCUCCUUUCAACACACGGGAAAAAAACACCAGCAAUGCACAGUGCCUUCAUUUCCGAUCACCAUGGAAACAGACAUUGUCCUGGUACCCACGACUGUCAAGUGGUGUGCUGUGCCAGGCUUGUGUGGUUGCAGUGGUCAUGUGACUCCCCACCAGUACUGCCGGCUGUAAACCACAGGGACAACGCA
Messenger RNA from Megalops cyprinoides (Indo-Pacific tarpon), 3691 nucleotides. It is a transcript of the gene unc13d, whose product is annotated as unc-13 homolog D (C. elegans). Bases 95 to 3445 code for a protein of 1116 amino acids. Lineage: Eukaryota; Metazoa; Chordata; Actinopteri; Elopiformes; Megalopidae. The transcript has 34 exons. The record is from RefSeq and is a predicted model, not a curated record.